GCCCUAAGAAUGACGGGUUUAAACAAAUGGCCCCCUCCCCAGCAGCAGCCUCCCUACCUGCACCACCUCCUCCACCAGCCUCUCACCCAACCCUGUACACCCCUGCAGCUCCCAGCCUGCCGCCCAGAAAUGUCAAGACCAGCUCUGGAACAAUAAAUCCAGACACUGAAGAAAAUUAUGAUGAUGUUGAAUUUCUUUUACAGGGUAGGAUGGGUCCUGGAAAUAAAGAUGGGAAGGAACAAAAGGAAAAAGAAAAGAAAGAGCAGGAAAUAAGGAAGAAGUUCAAAUUAACAGGACCCAUCCAAGUCCUUCAUCAGGCACGGGCUUGUGUUGACAGCAAAGGAGGAAAGAAUGAACUGACUGUCAAGCAGGGGGAUCAAAUUGAAAUCAUUCGCCUGACAGACAACCCAGAAGGAAAGUGGCUGGGCAGGAUAAAAGGAUGUUAUGGAUACAUUAAAACAACUGUAGUGGAAAUUGAUUAUGAUUCUUUAAAAACAAAGCAACAAGCUGUUGCGAAACAACCAGAGAUUGACCAAGAAGUAUAUGAUGAUGUUGGAGAGCAGGACAGUAUUAGCAGUCAGAGUGGUGGUCGAAAUGGAGAUGGAAAGAUGUUCCCUCCUCCUCCUUCCGAUCAAGAAAUUUACGAUGGAGUUGAUGACACAGAUGCUGUUUCUAGGUCUGUAUCACAGGAUGAAGAUAAGAAUGAUAUCUGGUCCUGGGGAAUCUUGAAGAAGCUAAGGGUCAAGGAUGACAAAAAGAAAAGUGUACGAGAAAAAACAGCCAAAGUCAAUGGGGCAGAAGAUAAUGGAGAUUUGUUCAGUUCUCCUUCAACAAAGCAGUUCGGAAAAGAUUGUGGAGACAGUGAUGUUUAUGAUGAUGUAGAUUCCUCAGACUUCCCUCCUCCACCACCUGAGUUCAAGCAAGUGAAAAUUACUAUUCUGAUUAAAAAUCUUUAGUACGCUCUGAUAUAUUUUCAAAGUAUUCAGUAUAAGUGGACUGUAUGCUUUAUGUGGUGGUAUCAAGUCUAAUAGUUGUUAUAACCCUGCUGUUGGCAAUGACCUACAUUACAUGUUGAAACA
This is a messenger RNA of Meleagris gallopavo (turkey), 1079 nucleotides long. The record is from RefSeq and is a predicted model, not a curated record. Lineage: Eukaryota; Metazoa; Chordata; Aves; Galliformes; Phasianidae.